AACACAAUGAAAAGCUUAAGAUUUUAUUCCAGUCUUUUUAGACGGCCAGAAACACAAGUUACUCAAUAUUUCAAGCGCUUUUGCACAGUAUCGUCCACAUACGUUUCUAACUCUUAUGAAAAGGUUUUAAAAGGUGGCGGUAUAAGUGACUCGGUGCGAGAGGCACAAUAUGCUGUUAGAGGAGAGGUUCCAACCAGAGCGCUCCAACUAGAAGAAGAAUUGAAGCAUAACAAACAGAGACCUUACGACCAUAUCAUUUUUUGUAAUGUGGGAAACCCACAAUCCCUUGAAAAUCCACCUAUCACGUAUGUUCGACAGGUUCUUGCUCUUUGUGAUUUUCCGGAGCUUUUGAACUCCAAUCUUUUCCCUGCUGACGCGAAGGAGCACGCAAAACGAAUAUUGAUUAGUGCUGGAAAAGGAGGGAGUGGGGCUUACAGUAACUCUGGUGGAGUAAGUUGUAUUCGUGAGGAUAUUGUUGACUUUAUCCAACGGAGAGAUGGCUACGAGUCAUCAGUCAACAACGUUUUCCUCACAAACGGAGCGUCAGAUGGAAUAGCUUUAAUAAUGAAGUUGCUGGUAUCAUCUUCCAACUCCGGUGUCAUGGUUCCCGUUCCGGAAUAUCCUUUAUAUAGUGCUCUGCUGUCUUUAUUAGGAGCCAAACCUGUUCGAUACUACUUGAAUGAAGACAGAAAUUGGUCAAUUGAGCUUUCCGAGCUAGAGAGAGCCUAUGAAAGUUCAAAAAAGGCUGGAAUUUCAAUAAGUGGGAUUGUUUUAAUAUCCCCAGGAAACCCUACUGGUCAAGUUUUGGAGAAAUCGAACCUCGAAGAAAUAAUAGAUUUUGCGUAUAGAAGAAGGCUUGUUGUUUUAGCAGAUGAAGUAUAUCAAGAAAAUGUUUACACAAAAGGAAAGAAAUUCGUAUCUGUCAAGAAGGUUUUGCGUGACAUGCCUGGCAAGUAUCAAGAUGUGGAGUUGGCAAGUUUUCAUUCGGCAUCUAAAGGAUUCUAUGGUGAGUGUGGUAGACGCGGAGGUUAUCUUGAAGUUGCAAACUUCAAUGAAGAGGCCCUUGAGCAAUUGUAUAAGCUCGCCUCAAUCAAUCUUUGUGCCAAUUUAAACGGCCAGAUAGCAAUGUCAUGUAUCACACGACAUCCCACACAAGGAAUGCCAUCUUAUUCCCGCUUCGAAGAAGAACGAUCAAAUUUGUUGUCGUCAUAUGCUCGAAGAGCAGAAAUGAUACAGACUGCAAUGAACAAUAUGGAGGGUUGUUCCUGUAAUCAAGUUGAAGGAGCAAUGUACGCCUUUCCUCGAAUAAAUAUACCACCAUCAGCUCAGCAGAUAGCAAGGUCACAAGGGAAGCAACCUGACGUUCUUUAUGCGCUGUCGUUGUUGGAACAUUCUGGUGUCUGUGUGGUUCCAGGAAGCGGUUUUGGUCAAAAACCUGGAACAUUCCAUUUUCGAACGACUAUACUUCCCCCUGAGCAUGAUUUUCCUAAAGUGAUGACUUCUUUUCAAAAACACCACGAAUGGUUUCUUAAUAAAUACAAGGCCUAGAAUGGUAAGAAAACAACGAAGUUUUAUUAAAGGAGAAAAAAAAUCGUGAAAAGCACAGAGAGAGUAAGCCCCAUUUUGUUAGUAACGAGGUUGUGUCACGGAAUUUGCCUCACAACCUAUAAACUUUUAGUUCAAGCA
Molecule: messenger RNA, 1686 nt
Organism: Galdieria sulphuraria
Lineage: Eukaryota; Rhodophyta; Bangiophyceae; Galdieriales; Galdieriaceae
Product: alanine transaminase
Exons: 2
Coding region: 7-1548 (513 amino acids)
Biological process (GO): biosynthetic process
Molecular function (GO): pyridoxal phosphate binding; L-alanine:2-oxoglutarate transaminase activity
Source: RefSeq, a predicted model, not a curated record